UCCCAACUAUACAUCGUUCAAAUAAAAAUUUUGAAGAAGAUUGGACAUAUAUUAUGGCGUACGCAAAUCUUCUCUGGGUGGAUGUGCUUCGACUAUAAACAAGAAAAAAAAAAAAAAAGAAAAAUAAAAAAAAAAAAGGAAUAUUCUUUCUUGAAAUAUUCAGAAGUACAUCUGAAGAAAAUUUGUGACCAUAAAAGUUGCCCAUUUUAUUUGAAAUAUCUUUUAAAAUGAGACGUAGUUCGGGAAAUAAUUACUUGCAAAAUUUCAAAUGGAACAACCUGUAUAUGUAAGUGAUUUUAAAUUUUAAUAUUAUUGAAAAAUAAAAAAAAAAGGAAAUAUGUGGAGAAAUAAAGAAAUAAAAAUCAUAUUCGUUAUGGAUUAUGAGGCAUAUAAUAUAUAUGUGUACGUGCGGGUGUAUAUAUAUAUAUAUUUAUCUUAUGUAAUAAAUUAUGCAGCUGAUUAAUUGUAAAAUUCAAUUAUAGAGACCUAUAGAUUUCCUAUUUUUUUUAAGUUACACUUUUUGAUCUUUUCUCUCUCUCUCUCUCUUCUCUUCUCUUUCUCCUCACGCUCACUUUCUCCAGAUGAACGAUCGUUUCUACUACGUAUUAUGUUACAAACAUAAUUCUAUUCUAAUUUGAAAAAACAAAAAUAUCAAUUGCUAUUCGUUCAAAAAAAAAAAAAAAGAGGAUGAUACAUUUAUAAAACAAAAAAGAAGAAAAAUACUUCCUGUCAAGAAAUGUCAUCAACGAUAAUAAAUAUUAAGAAUAUUUAAUCGAUCCGUAUUUAAUGAUACUUAUGUAAAAUCUAAUCGACAUUAAUCGAUUAUAGUAUUAAUAAAAAGUUUAUUAUCAAAAAUGAUUCAUAAAAAUUGGAAUUUUUGUAAGGAUUUAUUCGAUGAUAAAAAUUACGAGGAAGCUUAUAAUAAAGAUCAAAUUGAAGAAAAAUAUGAAAGGAGUUUAUUUGCGAAGGACAAAAUAAAAAAUCUUGCACAAGCAAAUCGGCAUAAUGUUAAAAAGAUUCGUAAAGAUUUAAAGGCCAUGUUACCAAUGAUACCUUUUGUCGAAGUAAAACGGUUCUAUUUAAAAUACAAUGAAGCAAUAAUAGAUGAACUUAAAGAGGAUGGUUUAGAAGAGGCAGCUGAUUUUAUUCAAAAAUUAAUUGAAUUCAAUGAAGAAAAAAGAAAUAUUGCUGGCCCUGAUACAUCGAUUUGGGCUAAGCCACGAUUAAUGGAUCAACGAGAUCUAUUAGAUAAUCUUAAAGAAGCUUUAAUCGCAAUUGAAAGUGCUAAAAAAAACGAGCAAUGGAUCGAGGCAUCAAAUUAUUGGAUAAAAAUAUCAAUAUUUUUUCAAUCGAAAGGUGAAGAUUGGUGGUGGGUAACAAAAACACUUUAUCAAAAUGCCCUAAAAGCAGCUGAAUCCAUUGAAAAUGACAACGGAUACAAUAUUACUGCAAUACGAUAUCUUUAUGGAAGAUUUCUUUUCAUGAUAGACGCUGAAUGGCUCAAAGCACUCGAGUAUUUGGAUAUUGCGCGAGAAGCAUCAGAAGAAAGGAUAUGGAACGUUUCUAAUAUUUUAGGCGAGAACGAACAAACUAUUUUUAAAGAAUCCUGUGCUCUUAUAUGUAAAAUACUUCUAACUCUUGUUCAACGUAUCGGUGAAGAAGAUUCAGAGUUUGCUAUAAAAGCUUGCAACGAAGCUUUACAAAGAACUAAAAAUAAUUAUUUUAUACAAAAUCUUAUAUGUUUCAAGCUAGCUGGUCAUUACGAUUACAUAGCUAAUGCAUUAUAUGAGUUAGGAAGAAUACAUUUGCAUUAUGGCUAUGUCAAAGAAGCUUUGCAAGAAUUUUCUAAAUUACUUGCCAUGGCUAAAAGAAUACCAGAUCCAAAGGGAAUUUGUAAUGCACACAUGGAAUUAGCCUUUGCUUAUAAGGAAAUUGAUGAUACUGCAAAUACAGAAAAACAUCUACAUUUGUUUAGAAAGAAUGCUACCCAAUUUAAUUUGUCAUAUAAACUUGCACAAGCGCAUUACUAUACCGGCGAGUAUUUAUUAAAUCAGAUGAAACCAAAUUUGGCAACGUCACAUCUGGAGAAUGCUUUUACCUUAUAUUAUGAUCUUGGAUCUAUCAAGGAAGCAGAUCAAGCAAGAUUUAUCACUGGAAUAUCGAGGGGACAAGAACAAAUUGAACAAUUUAUAGAUCUGAUAUUAGAAUGUGGAAAACAUAAUCCAUAUGCUCUUUUAAAAAUGUGUGCCUGGAAAAGUAACAGAAAUGUUUUCUGGGCCGAUAAACAACGCGAUAUUGAUACAGGUUUUUAUGACUUCACUUAUUUAUAUAUUAUCUUAAUAUAAUGACCUACAAUAAUUAAAUAUUAUUACAUAUUGCAGAUUAUCAUCAUGAAUAUUGUGAAUAUUUUACAUAUCCAAGUUCGUCAAUUUUAAAUAAUUCAA
Messenger RNA from Vespa mandarinia (Asian giant hornet), 2444 nucleotides. RefSeq lists its product as uncharacterized. Gene Ontology annotation, molecular function: protein binding. NCBI's taxonomy places the organism in Eukaryota, Metazoa, Arthropoda, Insecta, Hymenoptera, Vespidae. Gene Ontology annotation, cellular component: cilium. Gene Ontology annotation, biological process: cilium movement. The record is from RefSeq and is a predicted model, not a curated record.